Messenger RNA from Oreochromis niloticus (Nile tilapia), 6078 nucleotides. RefSeq lists its product as uncharacterized. The coding region runs from base 91 to 2967 and encodes 958 amino acids. Gene Ontology annotation, molecular function: protein binding; DNA-binding transcription factor activity, RNA polymerase II-specific. The transcript is spliced from 3 exons. Lineage: Eukaryota; Metazoa; Chordata; Actinopteri; Cichliformes; Cichlidae. Gene Ontology annotation, cellular component: nucleus. Gene Ontology annotation, biological process: regulation of transcription by RNA polymerase II. The record is from RefSeq and is a predicted model, not a curated record.
GUGGUACUAUAUAUCCUGCAUACACAGUUCUUUUCUUCAUUUCGCUGCAAGCAAGACAGCCGGGGUUUGUUAUUUUUCUUCCAACAUAAUAUGGAGGUGGCACCUUGUGCCCAGGAAGUUGGUAGACAUGCAGCAUUACUGUUGGCUUAUCUGAACUUGCAGAGAAAACAAGGCCAGUUUUGUGACCUUGUGCUCAGACCGGGACAGAACGCAGGUCAACUUUACCCUGCACACAGAUGUGUGCUGGCAGCCUCUAGUCCAGUGUUGGCAUCUGUCUUGUCCUCUGCUGGCGCUUUGGUGGAGCUGCAGGCCAAAUGUCUCUCUGACUCUGUAUUAACACCUCUUUUGGACUAUAUUUACACAGGGGAUUUGCCCUACAGUUACAGCCAGCAACAGUAUUAUAGUCUGCUCACAGCUGCCUGCUACCUGCAGAUGGAUGAACUACAAAACGCUCUGAGGGCUCAACAGCAGACUGAGGUUUGUGCUGCAAAUGGCGCAGAGGCUUCUGCUGAAGCUGAAAAGAAUUCUUAUAGGACAACUGUGAACACCUCCCCUUAUAUGCCAUCAACAUGCAGCAUUUUUACCUUUAGAAAACCUGAAGAAACGGACAACUUCAGUGAACAAAAUAUGACAACUUCACCAGAGAGAGAUAUUCAGUAUCAGGAUUCAAACAAUGUGGAACCAUUUAGUGAAAGUCAGAUGCUCUCAGCUGCUAUGGAUUGCAGUACUGAUGAAGUAGAAAUGGAUACAGGUAGAAAUAGCAGAGACCACUACAGUGGAAGGGAUGUAAGGACUUUAAGCAAUCCAAGUGCCCCCUGUGGUAUACUUGAAAGAACUGAAAGGAGCACAAAUGCAGGACAUGCCGGACAAGCAACUUAUCUAACGCCACAGCAUUUGACUCUAAAUGUCGCUAGCAUUGCUGAAGUGCAUCACACGUCUAAAGUGGACAAAGAGGUGGAAAACGAUCGGCUUAAUCCAGCUGGCAUCUGGCAAAGGUACACAGAUGACACUCUGGUGAGGACAGCUGAAAAUAGGAAGAGCUCAUCCUCAUCCCCACAUUCAUAUUGUGGGGCAGUACCUGUCAUCUGUCACAGCAGCAGAGCAGCUAUCCCCCAGCUGGCAGAUGUGUCUCCUGUGUCUCCUUUCCAUUCAGCCCUCCAGGAUUCAAGCAAUUCCAGCAGGUCUCCAGUCUCUCGCUCAGCAAGCAUAGAAAAUGACAGCACUGUUGAAGGUACUACAUCUAAAUGCAAACGUCAAUAUCAAGCACAGAGCCAGGAAUACGGCCACAAUAAAAAACACACUGUUACAGAAAAUCUGAAUAAUAAGGAUAAUUUAGAUCAAUGUGCUUUACAAGAUUUAUGUAACAAAUCCAGCGGAGGUAGAUCUGAUUAUGACAACAGCAAUUCAGAUCAUUUUAUAAUGCAGGGAAAUGAAUGUGUUGGCAGAGGAUCAUCUCACUUUACCAACAAUAAUGAUCAGCAUGCUUAUUGUGAUUCAUUUCAGAAAAAUACACACAAUCUUAGAGAAGAUUCAGUGCUGCAGAGUAAGGACUGGAGCCAAGAACUGAAGCAUAAAAUUGAUCUCACGUUUGAUGAUUUCUCAACCAAACAAAAGCAGUUGGAUUUCUUUGAAUCCUACGAUGUCAGCAAAUUGGCAACAGCAACAGCGGAACCAGGAGAUCUGAGAGCUGAAGUUCCACUUAUUGCUCAUCCUGUGGAGGGCUUAAACACAGGAAAUCUAGGUCCAGAGGCAGAGGUGAAAGAGGAACACAGUUACUCUAGUAGAGUUCCAGCUGAAAGUGAUAUACAGGAGAGCCACUGCAACUAUGAACCAAAGAAAAGGUACUUAAAUAUAUACAGAGCUGACACAAGUGCAAACAAUGCUCCUUCUAGCCAUGAUCCAAACUACAGUCCUACAGCUGUGGAAACCAAAGAAUACCAUGCUGAUAGCUUCCCUACAUCUCUGCAAACUGAAAAGACCUCAGGCACUGACAUCACAGAAUCACAUUCGAUCUUUACAAUGCCUGUGGACAGAAACAUGUCUGACACCAGUGUUGACAGUGCUGUGGGUCACUCUUAUCAUGGACAUCUUCGUUAUCAUUGCCUACAGCAUGAUGAUAUGCAAGAGAAUGUGCACUUAUCACAUGGAGGUUCUGAUCACAAACACUCCCACUCAAACCACUUUGAUGAUUCUGAUGGUUCAAGUGAGGAAGAAGACUUUGGUGCCUUUGAGAGUCCCCUAAAGCAGCACUACAGCUCAACAGAGACUACAGACCAGUUUCUUCUCCUGGAUAUUAGCACAAGACCUGCAGAACUGUUAGUAUCCUGCAAACACCGAUCUGGCACAGAAGAGAAAGGGGAUAUGUUUGAAACUGGAAUCUGGGCACAUGAUGGAGCAGAAAGGAACGAAAAAACAUCUGUAGCAUCUGUUGACAUGAAAACAGUUACGGCUAGGGCUAAAUUUGGAACUGGGAGAUUUGAUAUGGGUGGCACACACUGGGCUGCAAAGACCAAUCCUGAGGAAAGAAAAACUGUUGUUCAAAGUAGUCCAGCUGUUGAGACUAUUCAAAAUUCUUGCGUUGUGUCUGAAGUUUCCAACCUUAAAGAAGGUGAGAACCAAACCAUUACCUCGACACACUGUUCACCUCCUGGAGUGUCAGACUCCAUGCAACCCUCUGUGUCUUUUUGCAUGGCAUCUGGCCUUUCAACCAGCAUGCCAACCAAUAGAUCAGCUCAUCUGUCAUCUCCUGUUCACCACCCUUUCCAGUGCUCUCUAUGCGACCGUUCCUUUAGCCAGCGAGGUUCUCUAAAUAGACAUGUGCGGAGCCACCUUGGUGUAAGGCCCUUCCCCUGCCCCUGCUGCCCUAUGACUUUUUCACGCCAAUACCGUGUCACAGAGCACAUGCGUGUUCAUCAGCGAUGUACCCCUGGGAAUGAUUUUCAAAAGCCCUCUGCCUCAUCAACUUGAGACUUUGAGGAAAAGCUAGGAAACUGAAAUGCAUUUUUCAUUAUAAUAUAAUGUGUGUUAGGAUGACAGUUUUCUUUAGUGUCUUGCAAAUAUAUGUAAGACAGGGAAUUUUUUACAUAAUGUUCUAUUUUUAAAAUCGGAACUUGCAGCUGAAAGUUAGUCACUAUAAUGCAGUUAAUAUAGGCUAUUCUAAAUAAGCAAAAAAGCAGGAGGCCAAGAAAGUAAAGACAAAUAAAUGUUGUGGAUCUUAAUCCUUUAAUAUGCAGCAGUAGGUAACCCUGUUGAUUCACAGCUAGAGCGUCCUAGGUUCAAACCAGGGCAGGGCUCUCCUGUUUGGAGUCUGUGCAUUUCAUUCGACCCCUGGGAUAUCUGGUUUCUGUCACCAGCAAAAACAAGUGUUCUUGCGCCCUUGACAAAGGUAAUAAAACUGGUAGGAUUUGUUUCCCAUAAUGUGUUUAGUGUAGAGAAUUAGUUUUCCUACAGCCAUUAAAUAAAAGAACCUAUUAACUGAACAUAGUGCAAAGGCACCAUAUCAAAUGCAUAAACAGAGAAUGAAUCCAAUGAAAUACAUUUUUGAAUUUGAUGCCAGCAACACAUUAAGAGCAGAGUGAGAGACAAGGCCAUGUUGACAGUGAUGCAUCAUCUCUGAUAUCAGAAAGCCUGUAUAAGUAUUUGGCAGCUGAGGUAACUAAAUGCUGAAGUUUUAAAGGCAAUAUGUUUUCCAUUCUUACCUUAGUGAAAGAUUUUAGCCUGUCUUUUAUUGUAUUUGUUGUAUUUCAUGUGUUGUGCCAAAUUUUCGGAUGGUAACAGGUGUGGACUAUUGGCAGGCCACUUUGCCAACCUCUUUUAGUACUCUUUAAUUGUUGCAAUGUGAUUUUGACACUCACUUGUUGAAAUGAGCCUUUCCUUACAAGGGUAUUCCUUUGGAUGAGAGGACUUAUUCCAAAACCUGUAUACUAAUCCACUAAUACACCUCUAUACCAUGCAGUACCUUGAAAUGUGCAUUGAUAACAAACCACAUGGCCCCACUUCUCUUUACUGCAGAUUUUGUUUUUCAUAUAUACAUGUGUGCAUGUGGGGAUGUUCUUUUUUUAAUCUUUGCAUUUUUUUCCCCUAACAUUUGUGAAUGCAACAACAAAUCUUGUGCAUAAAUAUUCCUGAGCCUAUGCAGUUAUUUCCAGUACAGAACAAUGUUGGUUUUAAAUGCAGUUCUGCUUAGCUGCCAUGUCACCAUUGGCCUUUGUGAAUAUCUCUGCAUACACAGAUUUUUCCAGAUUUUCUGUAUCUUUCAGUGAUAAUAUGUAGCUGUGUCUUAAAUAGCAAAUACUGUUCUUAAAUUGUCUCUUACAGAGUUGUGAAUUCCUCCAUUCCUCUGAAAGAUGUGUCCUCUUUUUCUGUUCAUUUUAUAACCAGUCAUGUUGUUUAGUCAUCGUCUUCCUCCAUGUCACCCUAUCCUAGCAUUCUCCUGUUACCCCUAAAUUUGCAUGCCCUCCUUCAUUCUUCACCAUUUUUAAAAAAAUUGCCCCAUUAUAACAUUUGCUGGCAUCAAAUUUAAAAGUAUACAAUUUUUAACAGUUGAUAUAUUCCCUUUUUACUAUUUUAAGCUAAAUAUAUGAUAUGACUGAUUUGCAAAUCAGUACGAAACCCAGAAGCAAUUGGCAGGCAGGCACAGAAGCAACCUGGAAAACAAGGUGGCAUUUCCCUGCAAACUAAGUGUAGAACAAAUGAAUAUUUUAUGUUUAUAUAGUUGAUAUUUCACAAUAACAAUGUGAAAAUAAUGGCCAAAUCUACAGAUAAUACCAUUCUGCAGCUUCCCUCUACUUUAUCUGUUCGGCUUGCAGUUUACUGCACUGGCAGCUAUUGCAUACGCAUAUCAGUGUAAAACACUCUAAAAGUAUACUACUGGCACCAAACAACAGACAGAUACCAUCUCAUGCACAAAGUAGAUCAUUUAGUAUCUAAAUAAUAAUAAUAAUAAUAAUAAUACAUUUUAUUUGAAAGCGCCUUUCAAACCACUCAAGGUCACUGUACACAGUAGAAUAAAAGCAACAUAAAAGCAAGCAGAUCUAAACAGACUGACUUUAUUAGAGACCAAACCAAGUAAAACUCAAUAAUGACUUCACAUUCACCAGGUAGCCAGAACCAUGACAUUUCCACUGUGUGUGUGAGAUUUAAUUUAAAGAUAUUACCAUGUCAACUAUCUGGCUGGUACAUUAUAUUCCAAAGUUGCUUUCAUGGCUUUUCACUUCCACAGGUACCAGAGCUGUCUAGCCUAAUGCAGAGAGGGAGACACAGAAAUAUUCUAUGCUCUUAUUAACUUUGCAUGUUCAGCCAGUAAGUAGUCUACUAAGUCUUUGCCAUAAUGUUGACUUCAUUCCAUUUAGUGUUGUGAUUCUGAAUCUCUCUUUUUUACACAUGUAUUAGUUAUAUGUCUCACAUAGUGUUCCCUGUAAGAGAGGACAGCUUGUUGGGUGUCACAGUGUUUGUGCCAGUGGUGUGAAACAUGAGUCAAGGGCAGCUCUGAGGUUCUGUGCAUGUUCUGUCUGGUCUAUUCCAAAAUAUUUCUGUUAGGGACAGUAGGGUGAAAAAGGGUCAUAUUAUUUGGUAUCUUACACCUGGUAUGAACUAUUGGUACCUUUGAUAGGUAAAUAAAUAUAUAAAUAAAAGGGAAAUGCAAUUUAUCAGAGGUGCUUUAAGUUCCUAAGAUUGUGUUUUCAUGUUCUGAAGUUCCCGCCUAUUUGAAUUUUUUUUUUUAAAAAGGUGGGUUAUUAACUUGUGAUGCUACAAAAACAAACUAUGUAGGACAUUUAAUUGUGUACUUAUGAUUAAUAAGGACUGCUGUUAAUAUUUUUUUCAUUAUGCUAAUGUAAUAGUUUGGGCUCUAUGGCUUUGAAACAUUAGCUGUGAGAUGAGCAGUCUCCAGGUAAAAUCAACCAGAUGAUCUAAGAACACUGGAACAGUCAAACUGCAAAGUGAGACAAAGAGAAACAUUUCUGAUAAAAACAGAUGUAAUUAAUUUUGAGAUCAUUUAACUUUAAUAUUAUAAGAAUGUAACAUUGUACAUUAACUGCAUUAAAAGGUUUCAUGAAAAAUGUUACGAUACCUUAAAAA